This is a messenger RNA of Trichoderma aggressivum f. europaeum, 1629 nucleotides long. RefSeq lists its product as uncharacterized. Gene Ontology annotation, cellular component: cytosol; mitochondrion. The transcript has 6 exons. NCBI's taxonomy places the organism in Eukaryota, Fungi, Ascomycota, Sordariomycetes, Hypocreales, Hypocreaceae. The record is from RefSeq and is a predicted model, not a curated record. Gene Ontology annotation, biological process: glucose metabolic process; intracellular glucose homeostasis; glucose 6-phosphate metabolic process. Bases 1 to 1629 code for a protein of 542 amino acids. Gene Ontology annotation, molecular function: glucokinase activity; ATP binding; fructokinase activity.
AUGGGAUCCGAAAGCACGUCGCUGGAGUCAUUCUUAGACCAAUUUCCUAUCGAGCCUCCCGGUGCUUCGGAACCUUGGUCGCUAGCUAGAGACUUGUGGCUUAUCUAUCGGAGCCUAGCAAUAACUUCAUCAGAUCAGUUCAUUCCAACGCCGCUUUUGAAGCAGAACAUGUCGACGGGACAUCAGACAGGGAAAUGCCUAGCUGUCGACAUUGGAGGGACGAAUCUUCGAGUAGGCAUCAUUGAAUUUCUCGACAUGAAUCAGGCCAAGGAUCAUGAUGGCAUAGAUGAGAGUGCCAAGGAUGAUUCAAAUAGGAGCCGGCUUCACAAAUCUUUCGAAAAGUCUUGGUAUAUUGAUGAGGACCUGAAAAAGGAACAUCCGCAAAAGAUCUUCAACUGGAUUGGAAGUUGCAUCGUCGAUGUAAUUCGCAAUAAAAGGAGUUUUCCGGAUGGCUAUGACGAAAAGUUUCUGCCUGUCGGCAUCACGUUUUCCUUCCCCAUGAUCCAAGAGUCAUUACAGGAAGCUAAAAUAAUGGCACUGUCCAAAGGGUUCACUCUUGCUACGGAUAUGGAUCUGGGGCAUCUUCUUAUCCAAGGCUAUGAGACUUACAGAGUUAAACUGGGUGAUGAGCUAGAAACUAAGUUGCCAGAUUUAAAGAUUGCCGCCAUUGUCAACGAUGCAGUCGCAACGUUCAUCACCGCAAACUACAACGCCCAAAGCUCGUGCGGUAGACCAGUACCUAUGAGUUUUAUCUGCGCGACAGGCACCAACGCUACUGUAACCAUGCCGUUGAGCAGCUUUGGGAGCUUUAAACUCCCCCGUCAUAUGGAUCUGGGGGAGCUUUCUUCAAGUUCUACCGAGUUCAUCAUCAACACUGAGUGGGAGAUGAAGGGAGCAUCAGGGCCACUACAGUCUUAUAUAACACAGUGGGAUUUGCUACUUGACAAAGACCUUCCUAUACCUGGCCAACAGCCAUAUGAUUACAUGACUGCUGGGAGAUAUCUCGGCGAGCUUGCUCGCCUAAUGGCGGUUGACUUCUUCACAAGCCAAUGGCAUAUCUCUGAGCCCGACCUACCACUGCGGCUUCGACAACGAAAUUCUCUAACGACAGCAUUUAUUGGAACCCUUGGCGAUACCAUUACAUCUGGCAGUCGUAACGAAAAAGACCCGAUUGUCGCGAUGUGUGAGACGGAAUUACCCUCUACAUCAGACAGCAAGUGGAAAUGGGACUAUGAAAGUGCAAAUGUCUUGCGCGAAAUCUCAAUCAGAGUGAGAAAGCGCGCAACGAUGCUAACAGGCAGCGCCAUCAUUGCCAUGCUACUUUGCAUCAGAGCUCUAAAGUCCGACAAGUUGCUCGAUCCUGAGUUACUUUCGAGCCAUAACACAGCUCCGUCGGCAAAAGGUCAAUCGCCAAAUGCAGAGGUAGCAGCUGAAGAAGAGCCAUUGCUUGUCGGUUAUACGGGCGGAUGUAUCACGCAUUUCCCAAAGUACUUGGACGAAGUCCAGAGUUGGAUUGAUCGAUUGACAGACGACAUCAAUUCAUCAUCACAAACUAUCGAAUUCAUUCCCGUUGUCGAUGGAGGCAUUCUUGGUGCUGGUAUACUAGCAUGUACGGGAUUGACUACAUAG